Trifolium pratense (red clover) is the source of this 657-nucleotide messenger RNA. RefSeq names its product putative B3 domain-containing protein At1g78640. The coding region runs from base 1 to 657 and encodes 218 amino acids. NCBI's taxonomy places the organism in Eukaryota, Viridiplantae, Streptophyta, Magnoliopsida, Fabales, Fabaceae. The transcript is spliced from 2 exons. The record is from RefSeq and is a predicted model, not a curated record. Gene Ontology annotation, molecular function: DNA binding.
AUGUUUCACUGUAAUUCUUGCUCCUCCUGCUUGACCGAUGAUGUUUGUCAUCUAUCUACACCUAACACUUCCUUCUUACAAGGCCAAGAAGAAGAAACCCAACAACAAACCAAAAAUGUUGUUGUUGGGACAAAUUGGGAUGUUUGUGAUUAUGAUAUUCCAUUGAAUAAGAGAAAGAUUGAGAAGGAAAAGAAAGACAAAGAUCAAUAUGGAAAAGAGAAAUCUCAGCUACACAAUGUUUCUUCGUCUACCAGCCACGACGACACAAAAAUCGCCAACAAACAAGAAACUAAGAAGACGUGUAAUGUUGAUGAUGAAUGGGAGAUCAAGAAGGUGCUUGAAAAGAGCGAUGUUUGUCGCACUUUGAGUAGGCUUAUGUUGAAGAAAGAAUUGACUCAAGAGUUUGUGAUUCCGGUGGUCUUGGGUGGUGCUAAAGCUGCCAAGCAUAAAGGCGUGGAAGUAAAAGUAUGGGACGUUGACACAAAGUCUCUUCAUUCUCUCGUUUUCAAGAUAUGGACUUCCGCACAAAGCUAUGUUUUCAAUAAGAGAUGGUUCAAAGAUUUUGUUCUUAGAAGGGAAUUAAAGAAAGGAGAUCAAAUUGGCUUACAUUGGGAUCGAGAUAAUGGACGCUUUAACUUUUCCGUAAUUGCUUUAUAA